Messenger RNA from Trichomycterus rosablanca, 1810 nucleotides. It is a transcript of the gene slc45a2, whose product is annotated as solute carrier family 45 member 2. Bases 83 to 1774 code for a protein of 563 amino acids. The transcript has 7 exons. Lineage: Eukaryota; Metazoa; Chordata; Actinopteri; Siluriformes; Trichomycteridae. The record is from RefSeq and is a predicted model, not a curated record. Gene Ontology annotation, molecular function: sucrose:proton symporter activity. Gene Ontology annotation, cellular component: membrane.
UGACUCCCUCCCUGCUCGGUCCUGAUCCUGUCUUACCCCCCCGUCAGAUCUCUCAGACCUGCGCUGGAGAUCAGCAGAAACCAUGACUCUCCUGACCGAGGAGAAGCCCCGCCGCUUCCCCGAGCCGGUGAACCACCCCACCGUGACCCUAAAGUCCUCCUCCACAGGCUGCGAGGUCGACGGGAAGGGCGUGGACGCCACGGGAACAAGGCCGGAGUGCUCGAUCAUCUGCCCCGUGGAGCCCCCCAGGAGGUCCCGUGGGCGGCUCCUCAUGCACGGCGCGGUGAUGUUCGGACGCGAGUUCUGCUACGCCAUGGAGGCGGCGUUCGUCAUGCCGGUUCUGCUGAGCGUGGGACUUCCACGGAGCCUCUACAGCCUGGUGUGGCUCAUCAGCCCGGUGCUCGGAUUCCUCCUGCAGCCGGUCAUCGGGUCGGCCAGCGACCACUGCAGGUCGGUGUGGGGGCGCAGGAGACCCUUCAUCCUCACGCUCGGGGUCAUAAUGCUGGUCGGAAUCACCAUGUUCCUUAACGGCGACGCUCUGGUUACAGCUGUGGUCAGUGGGCAGACCCUGAAGACCACCUGGUCCAUCGUGGUGGUCAUGCUGGGCGUGGUCAUGUUCGACUUCGCGGCUGAUUUUAUAGACGGGCCGGUGAAGGCGUACCUGUUCGACGUGUGUUCUUACAAGGACAAGGAGAAGGGUCUGCACUACCACGCCCUGCUCACCGGUCUGGGAGGGGCGUUCGGGUACCUGAUCGGGGCCAUGGACUGGGGCCACUCUGCGCUGGGGGCCCUGCUGGGCUCCGAGUACCAGGUGAUCUAUUUCUUCUCGGCUCUGACCUGGAGCAUCUUCCUCACCGUGCAUCUCUUCAGCAUCCCUGAGAAGUCUCUCAGCAAGCAGUACCGGUCCGAGACGUCCUCCCCCCGCGCCCCCCUGCUCCCGGAGACCGCCGUCAGCACCUACGGCACCCUGCCCGAGGACCCGACACCCACGCCCGAGCUCCGGCCCCGGUCCCUCUCCGCCCUGAGCGAAGCCAACGCGGUCACGCCCAGCGCCAAGCAGCCCAGCGGUGAGGUCCAGAAGAGAAUGACCCUCAGAUCAUUACUGUCAGCCAUGAUUAACAUGCCGAGUCAUUAUCGUUACCUGUGUAUCAGUCACCUGCUGGGCUGGACGGCGUUCCUCUGUAACAUGCUCUUCUUCACUGACUUCAUGGGCCAGAUCGUGUAUAAAGGAAACCCGUACGCUGCUCAUAACUCCACGGCGUACGUCACCUAUGAGCGGGGCGUGGAAGUGGGCUGCUGGGGACUCUGCAUCAACGCCGUGUCCUCCGCUCUCUACUCGUACCUGCAGAGGCUCCUGCUGCCCUACAUCGGACUGAAGGGGCUCUACUUUGUGGGUUAUCUGGUUUUCGGACUGGGCACCAGUCUGAUCGGUCUGUUCCCCAACAUCAUCUCCACUCUGACCCUGUGCUGUGUGUUCGGGGUGAUGUCCUGCACGCUCUACACCGUCCCCUUCAACCUCAUCUCCGAGUACCACAAAGAGGACGAGGAGAUGGUGAGGCAGGGCAUCAAGGACCCGGCUCUGCAGAAGCGGGGUACAGGGAUGGACUGUGCCGCUCUCACCUGUAUGGUGCAGUUAGCUCAGAUCGUAGUGGGAGCCGGACUGGGAGCUCUGGUGAAUCUAGCCGGCAGUGUGGUGGUGGUGGUUCUGGCGGCUUCCAGCGUCUCGCUCCUCGGGUGUCUCUUCAUCACCGUCUUCAUCAGACACGUCCCAUAAUCUCAUCUCCAAAAUAAAAGCUCCACUUUUUCAUUU